GGCGGCGCGGGGGUUAGCCAUUGCGCUGCGGCGGGCGGUGGCCGUGGCCGGCGCCAGGGCAGUGCAGCUAGGGGGCUCUCUCCGCCCCGCAGGGCCCCCCCGGCACACCGUGGACCUGCGGAGCGACACGGUCACCCGGCCCUGCGCGGGGAUGCGCCGCGCCAUGGCCCGUGCGGCCGUGGGCGACGACGACUACGGGGAGGACCCGACGGUCAACGAGCUGCAGCACCUGGCCGCAGGGAUCCUGGGGAUGGAGGAGGCUCUUUUUGUGCCCACUGCCACGAUGGCCAAUCUCAUUGCUGCUCUGCUCUCUGCCCUGCCUGGGAAGCAGGUCGCUGGGGUCCACUCCCAGGCGCUGCCAGACCUGCCUGACGGCACCUUUGACCUGGACUAUCUGGAGCUGGCCAUCUGCGAGGCCCAGGGCAGCCGGUACCACCCACGCCCCAAACUUGUCUGCCUGGAGAACACACACAGCUCUGCCGGGGGCCGGGCGCUGCCCCUUGCCUACCUCCAGCAGGUACGGGGCCUUGCUGACCGCUACGGGCUGCGGGUGCACAUGGACGGAGCACGGCUGAUGAAUGCAGCGGUGGCUCAGGGUGUGAAGCCAGCUCGAAUUGCCCAGCACUGUGACUCCGUGUCCCUGUGCUUCUCCAAGGGCCUGGGUGCCCCAGCCGGUGCGGUGCUGGCUGGAGGCAAAGCGUUCAUCGCUGAGGCCUGGCGUGUGCGGAAGCUGCUGGGCGGGGGCAUGCGGCAGGCUGGCAUGCUGGCAGCUGCUGCCCGCCUCGGGCUGGAGCGGGCAGAGGUGACGCUGCGCAGAGACCACGACAACGCCCGGCGCUUUGCUGAAGGCAUCCAGGAGCUGAACUUGCCCCUCUUGUCGGUCAGCCUCGCAGCAGUGGAGACAAACAUCGUGAUGGUCAGCAUCACAGGGGCUUGGCCGUCCCCUGCAGAGUUCUGCCAGCACCUGAAGGCAGUGAGUGAGGAGGAGUUGGCUGAGACCAGCCAGGCUGUCAGUGUCCUGAUGUUCCCCUGGUCAGUGCACACCCUGCGUGCUGUCUGGCACCGUGACAUCUCGGCCCACGACACAGAGCUUGCAAGGAACAAGCUGGAAUUUGUUGCCAGGAAGUGCCAGGAGAAGCUGGCCAUGGGCCUGCACCCCUCUCCGAGAAGAGGGGGAGCCUGAGCAUCCUCCCAACCCUAGCCCUGAGGCAGAUGCCUCCACGUGCUGCUGCAGUCUGGGACAGCUGUCUCAGUCCUGUCAGGGCAGCCAGCAGCAAAGGGCAACCAGGCACGUUUCCAACUGUCAGCCCUGCAAAACCAGUGUAAGCCCAGCCCCAAGGAGAUCACAUCCCACCCCUGCACCAGGAGCACCUUUGCAGGCACGCCCAGAGGG
Molecule: messenger RNA, 1393 nt
Organism: Dryobates pubescens (Downy woodpecker)
Lineage: Eukaryota; Metazoa; Chordata; Aves; Piciformes; Picidae
Exons: 6
Coding region: 152-1183 (343 amino acids)
Biological process (GO): L-threonine catabolic process; glycine biosynthetic process
Cellular component (GO): cytosol
Molecular function (GO): L-allo-threonine aldolase activity
Source: RefSeq, a predicted model, not a curated record